AUGGCAGCGAAUCAGAACGGAGACGUUGUGAGUGUUGGCCUAGGAACAGCGAGUAAGGUUAUCCGAUGUAACAACAAAGGAAAGUGGGUAGCCGAAGUUGGUGAUGAGGAAAUUGAAGUUUCAAACGCAUUCUGCUUCGUGAUUCCUCGUAUCGAUGCCGAUGACGGGACCUCCUCUUCACCCAAUCAUGCACUUCGCUCCAGAGUUUCUUCUCAUAAGCUCGCUGCUGGCGAUUGGUAA
Molecule: messenger RNA, 240 nt
Organism: Haemonchus placei
Lineage: Eukaryota; Metazoa; Nematoda; Chromadorea; Rhabditida; Trichostrongylidae
Source: the annotation of a GenBank genome assembly